Messenger RNA from Anisakis simplex (herring worm), 270 nucleotides. NCBI's taxonomy places the organism in Eukaryota, Metazoa, Nematoda, Chromadorea, Rhabditida, Anisakidae. The record is from the annotation of a GenBank genome assembly.
AUCAAAAAGCCAUCGCGUGCAGCUAGAAUAAAACACGACUACGACUGUCGUUGCAAAAGAACUCAAAACGAAUGGUUGUUCGUAUUUGUCAUCGAUAUUCAGAAAAAAUUUCGAAACUUUCAGCAAAAAGAUCAGUUGAAAUCUCUUCGCGAGCAAAUACAACAAGAAAUUGAACAUCAUCAAGAACAAGCCAAACAACACGAAAAUGUUAUCGAACGUCAUAAACAACGCAUCGCUGAGAUCGAGGCUGAAGAGAAGAGAGUCGAAUAA